AUGGGGCAAAGACGGAAUGCCGAAAGUGUUGUUAUCAACUUUGUUAUAUUUUUGUUGAUUUUACAAAACUGCGGCCAGGCACGCACCCAUCCAGAGAUCGGGCCGAAGCUGCCGCAGAGGCGUGAUGGAUUAGCAAAGUUUGAGUUUAGCGCCCCGCAGCAGCCUGUAAAGGGCUCUGCUGGUGGCCGCAAUGGGUGCGUUGGCCCUGCAGAUCCCCUAUAUGUUUUUAAUUUUGCAAAAAUUUAUGAAACUUUGUAUGCGCAACUGAUGCAGCAGCCGCGCUCUGACGGGGAGCAGCAUGGGCGUGGCCUGCGCCAACCACAAGCACAGCUGCUUUGGGAAACACAAUCGGAGGGGAUUGCAGCUACAACUUCGAAGCCCUUUCAUGUGCUGCAGCAACUGGAGCUGGAUUUGGAGGAGGAACUUAAACACACGACCACAGUGAAACCCUUCAGUGUGCUGGAGCACUUGGCGCUGGAGCAGGAGCAGCAGCUGCAGCAGCACAAAGGGCCAAACGUCAGAUUUAACAUAGUGCAGCAGCUACAAAUGGAGCAGGAUAGGCUUGUCAGUGGCACCACCACAGUGCAGCCGUUUGACGUGUUCGAGCAGCUGGAUCAGGACCUGCAGCAGCAGGAGAAUGGCUUUAAGGUACUACAGCCAGCAGCUAAGCCGCUGGAGCAGCACAAGUCCAGCACAAAGCUGCCGGCGGAGUCGUCACGCGCCAAGGAUAGUCAGAAGCGGAAACGCAAGCGAAUUCGACGUCGCCGCAAGCGGAUUCGCCGUCGCCGCAAGCGCAAACGCCGCCGCGGCAAGAAGAAGCGCAAGAAGAAACGCAAGAAGAAGGAUAAGAAAAAGAAAAAAAAGAAGCGCAGAAAGCCCACAGCGCACCAGCACGUACUGGGCCAGCAGGCCCAACUGAUCUUUGCCAAUCCCACCAAGCAGCCCUAUCACGCGCACCACGGCCACUACUCCCACAACUAUCCACACAAGCCGAUGGCUCCGACCACAAUCCUGCAGUUGGUGACAACGAAGCGACCUGUGACCAGCACAAAGGCGCCGUUUAGCAAGAUCAAGUAUCUGCUGCGGCACAACAGCCUGUUCAAGAAGAAGAAGAAGGAGUGGGUCAAUCAUGUGGGUCACGUUUUGUAUCCCUUCAUCAAAUUCGUUGCCUUUUUUACUGUUCUCAAUCCCUUCACACUGGGCGUCUUCCUCUUCACUUUGAUCUCGCCCGUCGUCUUUGGAUUUCUGGGCUUUGUUGCGCUAAGCGUGCUGGUGAAACCCUUCCUCCACCUGGUCUUUGGCGUCAAGCGUAAUGUGGACUACAUCGAUCGAAAACACUAUUUAGCUAAUAAGCGCGCCGAGCAGCUCAAGCUAAACCUGCGUCCGGUGACCAUUCACAAGCACUUCUAUCAACAAAGGCCACUACAUUCAACACCGCCGCGUCAUCAUCCGCCGCUGGUGGAUUGGCGGCGACAUGCCACACAGCCGGACCAAAGGCGGCACAAUCCAUUGCUGCCCAGAGAACGAACAGCUCUGUCUCAGGAAGAUCUGUAUUAUGACUAA
Drosophila novamexicana is the source of this 1563-nucleotide messenger RNA. RefSeq lists its product as uncharacterized. The record is from RefSeq and is a predicted model, not a curated record. NCBI's taxonomy places the organism in Eukaryota, Metazoa, Arthropoda, Insecta, Diptera, Drosophilidae. The coding region runs from base 1 to 1563 and encodes 520 amino acids. The transcript has a single exon.